AUGCUGAGAUCCCGGCUGCCCAACGUCUCAGCAGGAGGUGACUAUGGCAAAGGCCUUUUUGACAGGGAGAUGGGACCCUUGCAGAGCCAGCUGCACCAGGGCGAGUAUGCCUUACUCAAGCUCGCCCCCAUGUUGGAAAGUGAAUUCGUACAGAUCAGCAAGCGAGGAGAGGUGAUUGACGUGCACAACCAAGUCCAGACAGUGAUUGUCGGCGUGGCCUGCACCUGCCCCAACAUGCUAAUCCCCAAUGUGUUACUUCUGGCUCGCCCCAUCUUCCCCCCUGAAGAGACGCCUCGAAAGCGGAAAUCCUUGCUCCGUCACCGCCCACCAGCAAAGAGAUUUGAGCUCACCAGGCUACUCCCUCUGCAUUUUGUCAAGAUCUCGGUUCACAAUGCAGAGAAGAAGCAGCUGCGGUUCAAACUGGCCAGCGGACGCACCUUCUACUUGCAGCUCUGCCUCCAGCCUGGUGUAAGGGAGGACGUCUUCGCCCUGUGGGUCAAGGUGGUCAACAUGCUGCGGCCCCCGUCAGACUCAGCACUGGAAUUGCACAGCAGGGCCAAAGAGCCGAGGGAGCACGGGGAGGCCCCUCCCCGGAGGCCACAGAGCCCACCAGGAUCCCUAAACCUAGAAGACGGCGUGAGCAUCCAGAGUGUCUACUCGCCCUCGGGAGUGCUGAGCCCUGUGCAGGAAGAUGCCCGGAGCAGGCGCAGCCUGGGGAGCCAGCGCAGCUCCCGUGGCCCCUGCCGCUCUCCUGCACCCAGUGAAGGACAGGCGCCAGACUUCUACAGAUACCCGUCCGCAGAGGGCUUGGCACAGCCUUUGGAGAGGCCUCCCAGCCGUAAGAGUAGCGGCAGCAGCGGGAAGGAGAGGAUAUGGAGCAGCCCUUCAACAAGCAGGUACUAG
This is a messenger RNA of Varanus komodoensis (Komodo dragon), 903 nucleotides long. RefSeq names its product protein FAM71C-like. Gene Ontology annotation, cellular component: nucleus. The coding region runs from base 1 to 903 and encodes 300 amino acids. Lineage: Eukaryota; Metazoa; Chordata; Lepidosauria; Squamata; Varanidae. The transcript has 4 exons. The record is from RefSeq and is a predicted model, not a curated record.